Molecule: messenger RNA, 617 nt
Organism: Molossus molossus (Pallas's mastiff bat)
Lineage: Eukaryota; Metazoa; Chordata; Mammalia; Chiroptera; Molossidae
Product: cytochrome c oxidase assembly protein COX14
Exons: 2
Coding region: 187-360 (57 amino acids)
Biological process (GO): mitochondrial respiratory chain complex IV assembly
Cellular component (GO): mitochondrion
Source: RefSeq, a predicted model, not a curated record
GGGUGAGUGGGAGGGAGAAAGGGUGUGUUUCCUCACCAACAGCGCCUCAGCGUCUAGGGUUGUUUCUGGACCGGUGGUACCCUCUUGUGUCAGGCGCUGUGUCUGGCCGCGCACACGGUGGUGGCGAGACGCUGCUUGCGGAAGCCUCGUUUAGACGGGAGGGAACUGCGACACCCAGGGGACAACAUGCCAACUGCCAAGCAACUAGCUGACAUUGGCUACAAGACUUUCUCCACCUCCAUGAUGCUCCUCACCGUGUAUGGGGGCUACCUCUGCAGUGUCCGAGCCUACCACUAUUUCCAGCGGCGCAGCUCCCGGCGCCAGGCUGCAGAAGAACAGAAGACCUCAGGAGUCCUGUAGAACUGGAGUGCUUUUCUCCUUGACCAGAGAAGCCUGCGGCAUGCUAUGGAGAGAGCUCACCUGCAAUCAUAUCCAAGUCAAGAGAACUUGGGCCUUAAUGGUUUUCCAUUAAAACCAUUAAUGCCGGGGAUAAGUGCCCAUGUUUUCUAUGGAACUGCCAUUUUGGGGAGGCUAUCAAAUCAUAACAGGAAUUGGGGGAGGGGAGGCAUACCUACAAGACAUUAAAUAUUUCGCCAUGUCUGUCUGUGUCUUGGUAU